AUGCAAAUCAAGUCGAGUAUGUCAAAAUGUGCCGUGUUAGUGUUGUUAAUCCUUUGUCUUAUUACCAAAGGGCAUUGUCAAUCAAAGGUCUUCGAUUUGGAUGAUUAUGGUGCUGUUAAAGGUGGAGAAGUGGACAACAGUAAGGCACUUUUGAAAGCAUGGAAUGAUGCAUGCAAAUGGAAGGAUGGAUCCAAAUUGGUUGUCUCUUCGGGUACAUACUUAGUGGGUUCAGUAUUAUUGACUGGCCCAUGUAAUGGCCCAAUAGAAUUUCAAAACAAAGGCACUUUAAAGGCUCCGUUGGGCCUUAGUGGAGAUUAUUGGAUCGAGUUUCGGUAUAUUGAUGGGCUGGCAGUAAGUGGAGGAGGAUCGUUUAUUGGUGCAGGCCCACCAAAACAAGGUUCUCCAUACCUUCCAACAUUGUUGAGAUUUAGCUUUGUAACAAACUCAAAGGCGCAAAAUAUAAAGCUAAGCAACAGCCAAAGCACCCAUUUCAACUUAUUUGCAUGUAACAACACUAAACUAAACCAAAUAACUGUAUCAUCACCAGAAGAUAGUCCUAACACUGAUGGAAUAAAGAUUGGAGAAUCAAAUGGUAUUAAAAUUUCCGAUUCCACCAUUGCUUCAGGAGAUGAUUGCGUUGCAAUUCUUAGGGGUUCGAAAAACAUAAGUGUUACUGGGGUUAAAUGUGGUCCUGGUCAUGGAAUUAGCAUCGGAAGUAUGGGAGGGUCAUCUGAUGAACGUGUCGAGCGAAUUUUCGUGAAAAAUUGCCAUCUUUUGGGUACUACUAAUGGUUUAAGAAUCAAGACUAAGGCUACUAAUAAUCCUGGCCUUGUUACGAAGGUUCGAUAUGAGAAUGUUUUUAUGACAAAUGUUGAUAACCCUAUCAUAUUUGAUCAGAAUUAUUGUCCUUGGAAAGAUUGUGAAAAGGGUGAUUCAAAAGUUCGAAUAAGAGAUGUGAAGUUCAAGAACAUUCAUGGAACAUCAAGGACGAAUGUUGCAGUGAAUUUUCAUUGCAGUGGGAGUAAUCCAUGCGAUAAAAUCGAGUUAAGGGACAUUAAAAUCAGGUUUCAGAGCAAUGCAGAGAAAACCAUUUCUAAUUGUUCUAAUGCUAGUGGGAAGGCUUAUGGUGUACAAUUGCCUAAAUCUUGCUUGUCAUCAUAA
Chenopodium quinoa (quinoa) is the source of this 1161-nucleotide messenger RNA. Its product is annotated as polygalacturonase-like. Gene Ontology annotation, biological process: carbohydrate metabolic process. The record is from RefSeq and is a predicted model, not a curated record. The transcript is spliced from 4 exons. NCBI's taxonomy places the organism in Eukaryota, Viridiplantae, Streptophyta, Magnoliopsida, Caryophyllales, Amaranthaceae. The coding region runs from base 1 to 1161 and encodes 386 amino acids. Gene Ontology annotation, molecular function: polygalacturonase activity.